Molecule: messenger RNA, 1825 nt
Organism: Gambusia affinis (western mosquitofish)
Lineage: Eukaryota; Metazoa; Chordata; Actinopteri; Cyprinodontiformes; Poeciliidae
Product: B-cell receptor CD22-like
Exons: 8
Coding region: 209-1825 (538 amino acids)
Source: RefSeq, a predicted model, not a curated record
UACAAUGACGAUAACAAAAACACAGCACAGGAAAUGAGGCAGAGAUAAAUUAAAGUUUGCAAAAUUUCCGGGUUGCUAGAAAUAAGAAGAGGAAGAAAAACUAACAAACUCCUCUGUGUCACCUCCACCCUCAGACUCGAUGUUCUGCAGCGUUGCAUUGCAAGACAGCAGCUUCUCCUGAGCCAAACAGUUAAAGAGAGAAGCAGCGAUGAGUUUUUCUGCAGCAGCAGCAGCAACUGGGUUUGUUGUCCUGUUCCUCUCUGUGACAGUGGGACAAGAUGAACCUGACUGGUCAGUAAAAUAUGAUCCAACUCAGAUCUGUGCCUUGAGAGGAUCAACAGUGGAGAUAAAAUGCUCAUAUAAAUAUCCAUCUAGAAUAAAUAGAAUAAAAACAGAAGUUAAAACAAGGUUCUGGUUCACUAAAGAAAACAAUAGAGUCCCUUUGGAUCUGAAGAAAGAUUCUGACUAUAACAGUCGAAUAACUUAUGACUUUGAUAAGAGCAGCAGCUGUAAUCUGACAAUCAAAGAUCUGAAACAAAGAGACUCAGCUGAGUACAAGUUCAGAUUCAUAACAAACCAACCAGGUGGAAAAUUUACUGGUUCACCUGGAGUCACCUUGACUGUUACAGACCUCAGAGUUCAGGUCAGAAGAUCAGAGACGCAGACGGAGCUGAAGUGUGAAAGCAGCUGUGAUCUAACCAAACCUGCUUCAUAUGUUUGGUUCAACAAAGAGAAGAAAAUGAAGCAACAGACUUCGUCUAUAGUCGUCUCAGUCGCAGAUGGAGACAAAUAUUCCUGUUCUGUUAAAGGACAUGAGAAUCACCGCUCUCCCUCUGUGUAUGCUCCAGAGAUUCUCUCUGCUAAACUGAUGUCCUCUGGUCAGAUAACUGAGGGGCGUUCAGUGACUCUGAACUGUAGCAGUGAUGCUAACCCAGAAGCUAAAUACACCUGGAGGAAGAACAACAACCAAUCAGUGGUCAGUAAAGACCAUCAGUUUGUCUUCAGCUCCAUCCUGUCCUCAGACUCUGGACUGUAUUACUGCACAGCUCAGAACGAGCUGGGAAAGAAAACAUCUGGACCCGUCUCUGUCCAGGUCACAUAUGCUCCCAGGCCUCCCUCUGUAUCAGUGACUCCCUCUGGUUACAUCAUGGAGGGCAGCCUGGUGACUCUGAACUGUAGCAGUGAUGCUAACCCAGAAGCUAAAUACACCUGGAGGAAGAACAACAACCAAUCAGUGGUCAGUAAAGACCAUCAGUUUGUCUUCAGCUCCAUCCUGUCCUCAGACUCUGGACUGUAUUACUGCACAGCUCAGAACGAGCUGGGAAAGAAAACAUCUGUACCCGUCUCUGUCCAGGUCACAUAUGCUCCCAGGCCUCCCUCUGUAUCAGUGACUCCCUCUGGUUGCAUCAUGGAGGGCAGCCUGGUGACUCUGACCUGUAGCAGUGAUGCUAACCCAGAAGCUAAAUACACCUGGAGGAAGAACAACGACCAAUCAGUGAUCAGUAAAGACCAUCAGUUUGUCUUCAGCUCCAUCCUGUCCUCAGACUCUGGACUGUAUUACUGCACAGCUCAGAACGAGCUGGGAGAGAAAACAUCUGGACCCGUCUCUGUCCAGGUCACAUAUGCUCCCAGGCCUCCCUCUGUAUCAGUGACUCCCUCUGGUGAAAUCAUGGAGGGCAGCCUGGUGACUCUGACCUGCAGCAGUGAUGCUAACCCUGAAGCUAACUAUACCUGGUACAAGGAGGGAGAGAAGGCACCAAAAGCUUCAGGACAAAACUUCACCAUCACCAACAUUAUAUUGAAGCAGAGGAAAUUAUUACUGUGA